Lampris incognitus (smalleye Pacific opah) is the source of this 1453-nucleotide messenger RNA. RefSeq names its product cilia and flagella associated protein 157 (gene cfap157). Gene Ontology annotation, cellular component: cilium; ciliary basal body. Lineage: Eukaryota; Metazoa; Chordata; Actinopteri; Lampriformes; Lampridae. Gene Ontology annotation, molecular function: microtubule binding. The transcript has 8 exons. The coding region runs from base 58 to 1422 and encodes 454 amino acids. Gene Ontology annotation, biological process: sperm axoneme assembly. The record is from RefSeq and is a predicted model, not a curated record.
GCGAAGAUAAAAGGAGAAAAGCUGGGAGAAAAGGACGCCCGAGCGGAAGAAGAAGACAUGUCCGACGCUAAAGGGAGGGAGUUUUAUUUGUCGCGAGUCCAAAAUUUAGAGAGUCAGCUGGAGAGAGCUCAGCAGAAAUAUGAGGAGCUGGUGGUGCAGAAAAACAAGUUCUCCUCCCGGUACAAGUCUUUGCAGGAGGACACCAAAGACAUUACCGAGUAUCUGAAACACUCCUUGAAACAGAAGGAGGAUGAGCUGGCUGACCUGUCGGAGCGUCUGGUUCGUCUCCAGCAAACCAAGGAGCGUCAGAUUGGAUCUUUGGAGCUGCAGCUCAGCCAGCUGCAGCAGGAGUCCGAGGAGAGGAUGGACAAGCUCUGCUCAGAAAACAGGACACUUGCGGAGAAGCUGGCCGCUCUGGAGGAGUUUCGGGAGCAGAGGGAGAAGCUGAUGGGAGACUUGUCGACUCUGGACAGACAGCUGGCUGGUGAGAGGAAGGAGCACAGUACCGCCAUCUACGAGCUGGAGUUGAAAGCCGACCUGGACAAAGACAGGUUGGAGGAGGAGAUGCAGAGGCGCAUGGCAGCGAAGGAGGUGGAGCUCCGGGACCAGUUGGGUCGGCAGAUGCAGGACACGACGGCGCGGGCCAUCCACGAGAACAUGGCGUACCGGGUCCAGCUGGGCCAGCUGUCCGAGCAGAACUGCGCCCUCCUGGGGGAGAACCGUGCAGCAUGCAGCAAGGAGCAGCAACUCCGACUGGAGGUGGAGGUUUUAGAAUCGAUCCUCAAGCAGAUAACCCGCCAGAAUCGCAGCCAGCUGAAGGUGGUGCAGCAGCUCACAGAGAAGUGUAAGCAACAGCAAACGGAGCUAGAGAAUCUUAGCUCCGCCCACGAGGAACACCAGCUGCUCCAGACCAAACACCAGGGCCUCCUGGAUAACAUAGCAACGCUCAGUCAGGACCACAAUUUGACGCUGAAGGAAUGCAGUAAAAGAGGAGUGGAGGUGGAGCGAUUGGGGGUGGAGCUAGAAGCAGAGAGAAAGAGGGGGAGUCAUCUGGAGAGAAUCAUCAAGGAAGCAGCCUCUGCUGUCAAAGAAGCCCUCAAGGUGGUACCAGCGGAGGAGGCCUCUGAGGCCGACGCCAUGGCCCGGAGGAACCGGAUGAUGCAAAGGCUGCUGGCAGUUCUGGACGGGGCAGCCGUGCUGGGAACGGGCCCCACCUUGACCGAUUUUAUCCCCAUGAAGAGUCAAAUAUCGCAGCCACAAUCCUCAGGCCCAGCUGCUGACAGUAAUACAGGGCCGUUGGGGAGGUCUGGUGCUGGUCUGUCCCACUUCCGGACCAGAGGUCUGGGUCUAGUACCACGGCAGACGUCGAACCACUUAACCACCAAAACCACCGACCUGAAGCUCCACAGGUCUGAUGUGUGAAUCUCUGCCAUCUGUUAACGCAGGGUGACUU